AUGCUAAUGCAGCUCCAGGGGCCGGCAUAUAGUACAGAGGUCGGCAAGCUGGAUGAGUCACUAGCAUGGCUUGCAAUUAAACAAAUACUGAAACUUAUAGGUUUGCAUUACUUAAACCUGACUCAUAAUCAGGCUAGCACACCUGAUGCGGUCUCAGAGGGUCAUGCCAUCGAGCAACAGCCAAAUCCUGAUACACAGGUCCUGCAGGAAAACCAAUCUCCACUUGAAAUAAAUCAACAAGAUGAAGAUAGUGAGCUGGAAGAGGAGGCCCAAUCAGAUGAUGGCUAUCAGAUGGAUCAGGAGGAACAGUCGGAUGAUGAACACCUUAUAGAAGAAGAGACCCCAAUGGAUGUGGAUGAUGAAUCUGAGGAAGGAGAGGAUGACCCGGUUCCGCCAUCUCCGGACUCGAGUUCGUCGAGUCGCGUGCUGACCACCACCACGACACGCCUGAACGCCCGACGAGCCACCUCGCCACCUCCAGAUCAGGCUGUCAAGCCGCACAAACGACGCCGUGUCAGCAAUGAACCGCCAAGGACGUCGACGAGUAACCGCCACACUUUCGCCAUCAGACUUGCGUCGGAGUGGGCGAAGGCCAUCAGGGCGUACAUUCGGAUGGCAGACGGCACAAGGCCGGAGCGCGGGUUGUCUGAGGCGCAGCAAGUGUGGUUGAAGAUGAAGUGGGCGAUGGGCGAGGUGAACGAGGCGAAGAUGAACAUCUCGCAGAAAGUCGUCACAGUCUCCGGCGUAGGCAAGGCGAUGCGGCGGUUCGCCAAGCUUGAACCGUUGCUCGAGUGGCAGAACAUCGAACCAGCCCACAAGCGGAUACCCAUCCGCCCCACGCCAAUAUUAGAGUGUUGGAAGGAGCGAUUCCUGCUUAGAAACAGCGCAGGAUCGUUGACCGGGACUGAUGACGAUCGAACGCACUCUUCACGUCAGCCGUCGGCGGCCACAGACUGA
This is a messenger RNA of Postia placenta MAD-698-R-SB12, 957 nucleotides long. RefSeq lists its product as hypothetical. Lineage: Eukaryota; Fungi; Basidiomycota; Agaricomycetes; Polyporales; Adustoporiaceae. Bases 1 to 957 code for a protein of 318 amino acids. The transcript is spliced from 6 exons. The record is from RefSeq and is a predicted model, not a curated record.